AUGGUGCCUGCUAAGUGCGACUCAAACAGCCAACACAAAAACACUGGCAAAGCAACGGCAAGCACUGGCAGCGCCCCGUGGCUGGCAACUUUCUUUCCGGGGCUGCAUGAGCAAAGCGAUGCUGGCGGUGAAGGACGAAGGUGCAUUAGUGCCAGACUGACCGCCUCCCGAGCAAGUGUCGGGAAGGCUUGCCUGUCUCCGACACGCCGAUGGGCAGCAGCAGUAGGCAGGCAGCCAAGGGACGAUGAGGUGGCUGUUUUGCACGCAUCACGCGAUAAGCCCCCGAGCAAGACUUGCCAGGCCACCACACCACCACCAACACCACCACCUCAUCAUCCAUCAUCCAUCAUCCUUCUCGGUUCCUUUGGAUCUCUGAUGGUGAUCCAGGUCACCUGGCUCUCUCCUCUCUCUCCCUUCUCUCACGCCAUCCCCAAGGGCGGUGCUGAUGGCUGGAACACCCUAUCGUGGUUGUUCUGGGCGGGCGCGGUGUGUAUCGGUGGAACCUGGGAUAAGGAGCCAGUCAGGGAGGAGAAGAAGGUUGGAAACGGUUAUCUAGUACCAGGAUUUGGGAUGGAGGAUGUUGCACCAUUGGAGAUGAUAGUCUCAUCAUUAUGUAGAAUGGUAUCUAUCCUUAUCUCUAUGCUUGUGGUCUACUUAGUUACUACAGUAGUAUACAGACAUCUACAGAUACAGACACAGACACAAUCAUAA
This is a messenger RNA of Aspergillus niger, 711 nucleotides long. RefSeq lists its product as uncharacterized. Lineage: Eukaryota; Fungi; Ascomycota; Eurotiomycetes; Eurotiales; Aspergillaceae. Bases 1 to 711 code for a protein of 236 amino acids. The transcript has 5 exons. The record is from RefSeq and is a predicted model, not a curated record.